Molecule: messenger RNA, 1470 nt
Organism: Aspergillus alliaceus
Lineage: Eukaryota; Fungi; Ascomycota; Eurotiomycetes; Eurotiales; Aspergillaceae
Product: putative oxidoreductase, 2OG-Fe(II) oxygenase family
Exons: 5
Coding region: 255-1355 (366 amino acids)
Source: RefSeq, a predicted model, not a curated record
CUUCAAUUAUGCUUCCCGUAGGAUGCCAUUAUAACCCUAAAGGGGACUGGACCUAUGGUUCAUUCUCCAUUCUCUAACUGAAAGAUUUAUCCUUGUGUCGCAUCGCUCCGAUCCGAUGACUGUCCAGUCCUGAUAAGAUAGACAUGUGGCACCGUCCUACACUUUAUAUUCUGGCAUUUCCCUCCACGGCAAUCUUCUUCUUCCUAAAAUUUAAUCACAGGAUCUAUCACACUUGAAUAUUCAAUUUGGACCAAAUGACAAUCAUGGAGGAACACACUCCCCGGGGGCCCCUCAUUGAACUCCCGAUCUUGGACAUCACGGAUCCCAACGACCCCGCCGUGGGGAAGGCAAUGCUAGACGCAGCCGCGAAAUAUGGCUUCCUCUACGUGAACAGCAAAGGGACUGAUUUCGCCGUCAGCGAUGUUGAGAGGGCUUUUGAAUUGUCCAAGCAAUUCUUCAAGUCCCCCGCGGAGGAAAAGGCAGCUUGUCGCAUUCAACCCAACAACUAUGGCUGGUCCGGGAUGCAUGUCGAAACCCUGGACCCAGAGCAUCAACGGACUGGUGACUUCAAAGAGGCAUUCAACUUUGGGGAAUUCAAAGAUGGAAAGGCGCCACAUCCGCUGCCCAAAUCACUCGCCUCGCACGAGGCAGAAAUAGCUCAUUUCGCAGAUCUCUGUAACAAAACCUGUAGUAGGAUCCUCAAACUACUGGCACUUGGGCUUGAGAUACCCGAUGACUUCUUCACGGCUCGCCAUGACCCCAGUCAAGGCUCGUCAGGCUGUAACCUGCGCUACCUCUAUUACCCUUCAAUCGCUUCCCCAGCAACCUCAUCCUACGAGCAUGGUACUGACGUUCGUGCGGGCGCUCAUUCCGACUACGGCAGCAUCACCCUUCUCUUCCAGCGCCCCGGCCAACCGGGUCUGGAGAUCCUGACCCCGGAAAAAACCUGGGCACCCGUCCCCGUCCAACCAGGGCAAUCUGCUCAGAAUGACCAGGAUUCCCCCUUCCCCUUCCCUCCGAUCUUGGUCAAUAUCGGCGAUCUGCUUAGCUACUGGACCGAUGGAUUGUUAAAGUCCACCGUCCACCGCGUCGUUUUCCCACUCUCUGAGCAGCAGAGUCCAAACCCACAGGACCGUUACAGUAUCGUCUACUUUUGCCAUCCUCUUGAUAAGACCGAGUUGGUUCCUGUGCCCAGUGACCUGGUAGCUGCUUAUCGACAGAAGUGCAAGGAGAAUGGAAUCCAUGAGGGUCAAGUUGGUUUCGGCGGCGGAGCUGGGAAUCUGGAGACCGGCAAACGAGCGCUGACGGCUCAAGAACACCUCGCAUCGCGGUUGGCUGCAACCUACAAAUUUUGAUUAAUGACAACUGUCACGUGGCUUCGAAACCACAUCACCAUGCCAUUUUACCUGCAGGUUAGUGGUACAUAUUGUGUUACCCAAUACCAGGCACAUGUAUGUAGAGACGUAUCCA